Molecule: messenger RNA, 2017 nt
Organism: Odobenus rosmarus divergens (Pacific walrus)
Lineage: Eukaryota; Metazoa; Chordata; Mammalia; Carnivora; Odobenidae
Gene: PARP16
Product: poly (ADP-ribose) polymerase family, member 16
Exons: 6
Coding region: 63-1031 (322 amino acids)
Biological process (GO): endoplasmic reticulum unfolded protein response
Cellular component (GO): membrane; intracellular anatomical structure; nuclear envelope
Molecular function (GO): NAD+ poly-ADP-ribosyltransferase activity; protein serine/threonine kinase activator activity; kinase binding
Source: RefSeq, a predicted model, not a curated record
CAGGCUCGGCCCUAGCCCCUGCCAGGCGCGUCUCCCCCGGCAACGCGCCGCAGCCACCCGGGAUGCAGCCCGCGGGCUGGGCGGCCGUCAGGGAGGCGGCGGGCCGCGACGUGCUGGCCGCCGACCUCCGGUGCAGCUUCUUCGCCUCGGCGCUACACAGCUACAAGCGCGACUCGGUGCUGCGGCCCUUCCCCGCGUCCUAUGCCCGCCACGACUGCAAGGACUUUGAGGCCCUGCUUGCAGAUGCCAGCAAGUUACCCAACCUGAAAGACCUUCUCCAGUCCUCUGGAGACAAAGACAUACGGGCCAGGGACCUGGUGAGCUGGAUUUUAUCCUCAAAGCUCCUGACGAUCCACAGUGCAGGGAAGUCAGAGUUCGAAAAGAUCCAAAAGCUGACUGGUGCCCCUCACACGCCUGUCCCCGUGCCGGACUUCCUGUUUGAAAUUGAAUACUCCAACCCAGCGAACGCCAAAUUUUAUGAGACCAGAGGAGAACGAGACCUAAUCUACGCCUUCCAUGGGAGCCGCCUCGAGAACUUCCAUUCCAUCAUCCACAAUGGGCUGCAUUGCCACCUGAACAAGACGUCCUUGUUUGGGGAAGGCACCUACCUCACCAGUGACCUGAGCCUGGCCCUCCUUUAUAGCCCCCAUGGCCUCGGAUGGCAGCACAGCCUCCUCGGCCCCAGCCUCAGCUGCGUCGCUGUGUGUGAAGUCAUUGAUCAUCCAGAUGUCAAGUGCCAAACGAGGAAGAAGGAUUCCAAGGAGAUAGAUCGCAGGAGAGCGAGAAUCAAACACAGUGAAGGGGGAGACGUGCCCCCGAAGUACUUUGUGGUCACCAAUAACCAGCUCCUGCGCGUGAAGUACCUGCUGGUGUACUCGCAGAAGCAGCCCAGCAGGCCUUCCAGCCAGCUGUCCUGGUUUUCCAGCCAUUGGUUUACGGUCGUGCUAUCCUUGUAUCUGCUGUUGCUGCUUAUUGUGAGUGCCAUCAAUUCCUCAGCUUUCCAACACGUUUGGAAUCGUGCAAAGAGAUAAUCCCUCUGGGCCUAGUGUGGGGGCCUCCUUGACCACGUGCCUUACAAUACAACCUGUUCUGUACCCCCCGUGCCCCCUGUCCAACCAGGUGGAGUCUGGGGACCAGCUGGGGACCACAGGACAAUUUUCAUAUGACAUAAACAUAUUGAUUGCCUUUGAUGAUGCUCCCGGCCACACUCUGGUCAGUGGGGACCACCAGUCCCCUCACUCUGAGGUUUCAGGGGAGUCCUGUCUGCUCCUUCCUAAACAAUCCUAGGGAGUUGGCUCUUCUGCCAGGGCCAAAGGAAAAAGUCCUGCUGCAUUUAAAAACAGUGUCCAAGCUGUCAGUGGCAUGUUUACAAUCGCUCCUGGCAGACGUUGGCCCUUUCUCUAAUGCCUUCUGGAAGGCGGAAUACGUGUAGUGGGGACUAUAAAUCACUAGGCGGUUGCCUUGUUUUGACUUGAGACACCCAAGAGGAACAGUCCUGUUUCUCAUAAAAAUUGGUGGGAUCGUUUCUGAAUUCCGUCAGCCUUUGUACGUGAGUGCAAAACAUUUUCACAGUUUUCCCAAAUCCACAAACAGCCUUCUGCUACAGCUGUUGCCCCCCUGCCCCAACCAUGGAUGAGAAAGGAAGGAGCUAGAGGCCUGAUAAAAAAGACAGACUUGACAAUGAGCAACUCAUGUCAUCUUUUUCUAAAAAUUACCAACUGCUGAUUACAGCUGAAAUGGAAACACAUGUUUGUUUUCUGGGUUUUUUGGUGUUUUUGUUUUUGUUUUUUUUAAUAGCUAUUUGACAAAUUCAUGUCUGGGAGCUGAGUAAAAGGGGAGAUUUCUAAACCUAGAGCACUGUUUGGCCAGUGCCUGUAGUCUCUUUCCUGGCCAUGUUUUAGAGAAAGGGAUUUGCGCCGCAGGCCUACGUCCUGUUCUCAUUCUCACGAAGCUGCCUUGAUUGUGGCCUUUGAGCCACAAGUGCCACGCCACAGGCCUUCUGUGGGCUGCCACAAAU